AAUAAAAGGGCAUACGGCACAAGGCAGCUGCCGCGGUAGGCAGCGCAGCGAAAAGGGCGACGCAAAGACUGGAAAAAAGCCGACGAAAAAGAGAGCGAUACGAAGAAGUCGAGGGAGAGCCCUCCACCCCUGCCGCCGCGCGAAAACCCUCCGGACUGCCUCCCUCUCUCCGUCCGUUCGACACCCUCGCUGCUGGAGCAGCGCGCUUCUUCCCUUCCGGUGGCUUCCCUCUCACCGCCGCUCCGCCUUCCAUUGAGCAGUGUCAGGUGGCUAUCUCCUCAUGGCAUGGAUAGAGGACACUGAUAAUGGGAAUAAGAGGGAAUGUGCUCUAUUGGAGAAUGGCUGCCCCAAAGCUUUGAAAACUUCCUUAGAUGAGUGCUCAACUCAGCCUGAAGUUCCUUUGCUUAGGAGGAAGAUUGAAGGGAAUGGUGCUCUCACAUAUGCUAAUAUCCUAAGGUCGCGAAACAAGUUUGCAGAUGCUCAGUUGUUGUAUGAAAGCAUCCUUGAGAAGGAUAAAACCAAUCUGGAAGCCCUUAUAGGCAAGGGAAUCUGCCUCCAAAUGCAGAAUCAAUUGCGGCAAGCUUUUGGUUGUAUUACAGAAGCAAUUAAGCUUGAUCCAUUCAAUGCUUGCGCCCUCACUCACUGUGGGGUUAUUUACAAGGAUGAGGGACACUUAUCGGAGGCUGCUGAGUCAUAUAAGAAGGCUUUAAAGGCAGAUCCUUCAUACAAACCUGCUGCAGAAUGCCUUGCUAUUGUUUUGACAGAUCUUGGGACAAGCUUAAAACUUGCCGGUAACACUGAGGAAGGAAUUCAGAAGUAUUUUGAAGCACUUAAAGUAGAUAGUCACUAUGCUCCCGCCUAUUACAACCUUGGAGUUGUUUACUCCGAGAUGAUGCAAUAUGAUUUGGCUCUAAACUGCUAUGAGAAGGCUAUCCUAGAGAGGCCCUUAUAUGCUGAAGCAUACUGCAACAUGGGUGUAAUAUAUAAAAAUCGGGGUGACUUGGAGGCAGCUAUUGCUUGCUAUGAAAGGUGCUUAGCUGUGUCUCCAAACUUUGAAAUUGCCAAAAAUAACAUGGCAAUAGCUUUGACAGACCUUGGGACUAAGGUAAAACUCGAGGGUGAUAUAAACCAAGGUGUAGCAUAUUACAAAAAAGCUUUGUUUUACAAUUGGCACUAUGCUGAUGCGAUGUAUAAUCUUGGUGUUGCAUAUGGUGAAAUGCUUAAAUUUGAUAAGGCAAUUGUGUUUUAUGAACUUGCAUUACACUUCAAUCCCAAUUGUGCGGAGGCUUGCAACAAUUUGGGAGUUAUCUAUAAGGACAGAGACAAUCUGGAUAAGGCGGUGGAAUGUUACCAGACGGCUUUAUCUAUUAAACCAAACUUCUCUCAAUCGCUAAAUAAUCUUGGUGUGGUCUUCACUGUCCAGGGUAAAAUGGAUGCAGCUGCCAGCAUGAUUGAAAAAGCCAUCAUUGCAAAUCCUACAUAUGCUGAAGCAUACAAUAACCUAGGGGUUCUCUACAGAGAUGUGGGCAGUAUUAAUCUGUCUAUCGAGGCUUAUGAGAGAUGUCUCCAGAUAGAUCCUGAUUCACGUAAUGCUGGUCAGAAUCGACUCUUGGCAAUGAACUACAUAGAUGUGGGUUCAGAUGAUAAACUUUUUGAGGCGCAUAGGGAAUGGGGAAGGCGCUUUAUGAAUCACUAUGUGCAAUAUACCACUUGGGAUAAUCCUAAAGACACAGACCGUCCGCUGAUAGUUGGAUAUGUGUCCCCUGAUUAUUUUACUCACUCUGUUUCCUACUUCAUUGAAGCACCUCUUUCUCACCAUGACUAUGCAAACUAUAAGGUGGUUGUAUACUCUGCCGUUGUCAAGGCAGACGCAAAGACACUUAAAUUUAAGGAUAGAGUUCUGAAAAAGGGUGGUGUGUGGAGAGAUAUUUAUGGUAUAGAUGAGAAAAGGGUGGCUAGCUUGGUUAGAGAUGAUAAAGUUGAUAUAUUGGUGGAGCUUACUGGACACACUGCAAAUAAUAAAUUGGGCAUGAUGGCUUGCCGGCCUGCUCCAGUCCAGGCAACAUGGAUUGGUUACCCAAAUACAACUGGUUUGCCAACAAUUGAUUAUCGGAUAACAGAUGAGUUAACGGAUCCACUUAAUUCAAAUCAAAAGAAUGUUGAAGAAUUAGUUCGUCUCCCAGAUUGUUUUCUCUGCUAUACGCCUUCCCCUGAGGCUGGUCCUGUUACACCAACACCGGCUCUUUCCAAUGGUUUUAUCACCUUCGGAAGCUUUAAUAAUUUGGCUAAGAUAACACCAAGAGUAUUGCGAGUUUGGGCAACUAUAUUAUGUGCAGUUCCCAAUUCUAGACUCGUUGUCAAGUGCAAGCCUUUCUGUUGCGAAAGUGUUAGGCAGAAAUUUCUCUCUACAUUGGAGCAGAUGGGGUUGGAAUCCUUGCGAGUUGAUCUAUUACCCCUUAUCCUUCUUAACCAUGAUCACAUGCAAGCAUAUUCCUUGAUGGAUAUAAGCUUGGAUACAUUUCCAUAUGCAGGAACAACUACUACUUGUGAGUCACUGUACAUGGGAGUUCCGUGUGUCACAAUGGCGGGUUCUGUUCAUGCUCAUAAUGUCGGUGUCAGCCUUCUGACUAGAGUUGGUUUGGGCCGGCUGGUUGCGAAAACAGAAGAGGAAUAUGUCAAAUUGGCAUUAAAGCUGGCUUCGGAUAUCUCAGCUCUAGGAGAGCUAAGAAUGUCACUGCGAGAGCUUAUGUCGAAGUCUCCAAUCUGUGAUGGAUCAAAAUUUGCACGAGGACUAGAGUCAACAUAUCGAGACAUGUGGCGGCGAUACUGCCGCAAUGAUGUACCUGCAAUCAGGCAUAUGGAAUCUCUGCGAGAUCAACCACCUCUUUCCAAUGAGAUUAUGGUGAAGUUUUCUGGACAAAAAAACAAUAUUGAUUCGGAACAACUGAAUCACCAAACGCAAUCACAGAUAAAUGGUGUUACGGUCAAUCACACCCCGAGCCCAAAGAAAAGCAGCUAUGAAGCAAAUGGUAAUAGAUAAGAGAUCAUGGAAAGGGAGGUGCCUGCUGUUUUACUUGGGAGGUCCUUUGAAAGUUGAAGCUCACCCUUGGAGAUUUUAAGUGUUAAUCGAUUGGGUUUCUUGGUCUUCAGUGUCAAGUAAAUUCGCCUGUCGCUUUGACCAAAUAGCCAUGAUUAGCAUGGCUAAGAGAGAGAGAGAGAGAGAGAGAGAGAGAGAGAGAGAGAGAGAGUGAGAGAGAGAUUGAUAGAUCGGUGCUGCUGAUUUCUCUGAAGCAUCCGGAAAAGAUAACCAGAUUUGUAACGAACAGAGAAGGUGACACCAGAUUUGUACACUCGCAUACGGAUAGCAACUCAUUCGACAAGAAUGACUUGUCACGAUGUCAUAGUUUGGAGGGGGAUUCUGUCGGUGAAAUAGGGUUGAGUAGUACUUUGUAGCAUGUAAACAUCAGGCUUGAUUGGGAGAUUAUGAUUCAUCUUACCAUGUUUAACUUCUUCGUAGAAUCAUACACUCGCAUAACAUCAUAUUGGUUAAUCUACGAUAUCUUUUCUUUUCGCUAUUUA
Messenger RNA from Zingiber officinale, 3579 nucleotides. RefSeq names its product probable UDP-N-acetylglucosamine--peptide N-acetylglucosaminyltransferase SPINDLY. The coding region runs from base 281 to 3040 and encodes 919 amino acids. The record is from RefSeq and is a predicted model, not a curated record. The transcript is spliced from 18 exons. Lineage: Eukaryota; Viridiplantae; Streptophyta; Magnoliopsida; Zingiberales; Zingiberaceae. Gene Ontology annotation, molecular function: protein binding.